Messenger RNA from Misgurnus anguillicaudatus (oriental weatherfish), 1225 nucleotides. The record is from RefSeq and is a predicted model, not a curated record. Lineage: Eukaryota; Metazoa; Chordata; Actinopteri; Cypriniformes; Cobitidae.
GAAAUUUCAACUCAAUUGUUUGAGUUUUCAAUCUUCCAAUUUAGGUUUAUAAGUUACUUCAAUGAAUCACAAAUUCCAGGUGCUUGAAUGAACUUGCCAUUUUAAAUUGAGUGAGGUACAUGUCUUUGGCGUGUUGAGAUUGAGUGGAGGACAGCUCUUUGCGCAUGUGCGGGGGACUACUGACGAAGCCAGGCCUCGAGACGAACAACUUUACGCGCCAGCCAGCAAUCAAACUUCAAUCGGCCAAGUGCCUCAUUUUUCCGUCAGACAAGACAACAAGUGUUGGACAAGUUCGCUAUUGGGACCACGUAUGAAGAAGUCAAAGAAGGGCGAGGUCCACUACUGUCCAGAUCCCCCUGAAGGACUGAGUGAUGAAAACAUGGAAGAAAAGCGGAGGAUGAUGGAGGUGGAAGUGCUGAAAAAAGACCAAGAUCACCAGCAGAUAGAUGAGCUGAUGUCUGCCACGUUCUCCAAGCGCAGAAAGGAGAUUGUAGGGGAUCAACCUCUCAUUGGGGAUGUCAUAGCUAGAUGGCCGGCCAUGUUCUGUGAGAGACAGGUUCGGGCAGAGUUCAAAAGAGUCGUAAGCAUAGACCUUCUCGAGUCGUUCCUCGAUGGACUUGAUGAUCUGGCACCAAGACUGCUGGAAGUGUACGAAGCUGCGACCAAGUCGGCAAAUAAGCCUGCACUGAAAGCCAUUUUGGACUGUCUGAAGAAAGACGACACAAACGAAAGGAGAAGGACUGCUGCUCUGCUGGGUCUGCCACACUACCUAAGAGAAGACCCAUCAGACAUCAUCAGGAUGUGUGAUGCCCAUGGUGAGACUCUGGAUGCAGCCAUGGAGGGGAUGCAACUUGGCCUGUUGAUAGGCUAUGAAGGUGACAACCAGGAUGCCUUUCCACGUGAGGUCUUCAAUGUGGCAGUUGUGGUUGAGGAGACUAUUGUGCUUCACAACUUCAAGGAUGUGCCAUCCAGCUUUGCCAUGCUUUUGGGGAUCAUCUACUGCGUUAACCUUGAGUAUCCAAGAGCCAUGAAGUAUUCCUUUGAGUUUCUUCAGAGGGUUGUGAUGAAGAUCAAACCAGAUCAAGCCUCUGCCAGAGUCCACGGCAUCCGAAACAAGCUCCUGAGGUAUAAUUUGUAAACCAUGCCCCACCCGAGAAUAGGUUUGGAAUUCCUUUUUUUCAUUUGUUUCUGUUGACAUAUGCCAACCAAAGUUGAAGGCAAAAGC